This is a messenger RNA of Amoebophrya sp. A25, 2258 nucleotides long. The record is from the annotation of a GenBank genome assembly. NCBI's taxonomy places the organism in Eukaryota, Dinophyceae, Syndiniales, Amoebophryaceae.
CUGGUGGUCCAAGGGGGAAAAAUACCACCGCUUCACGGUCCUCUUGGGGUGAUCAGGAAUUUUUUGAUGUGAUGAACUACACGAAAUGGCGCAUUCUGACGACACCGCCGGGCCAGUUUGGUGAUAAAAAUAUCACCGCAGCUGGCCUAUCUUUUAAGGCUACCUUGCUAUCCUUUAAGGCAGGAGCAAGUACUAGUGGGUGUGGGUUUAUACUUAUUUUUAUAUUAUAUAUCAAUGAAGUUGAAUAUAUUUUUAUAUUUUCAAAAAAUUCAAUGGAACGGGCCAUUGGAAUUGAUAUUGAAGACUUUCGAGUAGUCACUACUUCAACAAGGUGAAGUAGAAUUGAACGGGAUGAAACUAAUUCGCCUUCUCCUCUUCAUCUAAUGUCCCCCUUGCCGAAGUCCUCGCUGCUUACACAACCAGCCAAGCUGGCAAGCUGACGUCCUCUUCCACCGAGUCCGAGCUUGGCAUUAUGCGUGCCGCCAUCCGAGAUCAGAUCCGAAUUCUCAAACCAGAAACGACGAAAACUGACAUCUUUAAGGCAACCAAGACGAGGAGAGCAUCCUCGGCAGCAUCCAUGAAUCAAGAAGAAUGCAAGCAUGAAGGUGCUGGAGCAUAGCUCAUAGAAGGGCUUGAACAUCGUUAGCCCUAUAUACAGCUCUCAAGGAAGAUCGUUCUAAUAUGUGGGAGGAAUCUAGACGACAUUUGCGCUUGAACUACAGACUGGCGACACCGUUGCAGUGGCUCUUCUUUCCGGAGGAGCACGAACACGAAUCAGAUGACGUUUUUUCGUACUAUAAACAUGAUUAUGUUGGCAGGAUCGAAUUCGUUGAGUAGAGCAAGAAUUACUUAUUAUACUAGCUCCUUGGAGCGUCUGAUAACAUCCCUCCCACUAGGAUCCUCCUCCUCCCCAAAGUAAGAAACUAAGCACGGCAAAGAUGUGAGUGGUGUGCGCUUUUUCAAAUUUCGAAAAUUUUCCACGUUUUGGCUUCGUUUGAGGAUUGAAUCUCGUGCGUUUGAAGUGCUAAGACCCCAAAACUUUUGACUUUAGGCCUUUUCUCUGAGAUUCAACCACUUGGCUUUGCAUUUUUCAAAUUUCGAAAAUUUUCCGCAUUUUGUCGCCGUUUUGGGAUUGGGUUCGGUGCGUUUGAAGUGCUAAAGUCCCAAAGUUUUUGACUUUAAGCCCUCUCCCUGAGGUUCAAUCUCUUGGCUUCGCGUUUUUCAAAUUUCGAAAAUUUUCCCCGUUUUUUCGUCGUUUUGCGACUGAAGCUCGUGGGUUUGAAGUACUAAGGUCCCAAAAUUUUUGAUUUUAAGCCCUUUCCCUGGCUUUCAAUUGCUUGGCUUCGCGUUUUUCAAAUUUCGAAAACUUUCAGCGUUUUUUUGCGUAGUUUUGGGAUUGAGUUCCGCGAUUGUGAACUGCUAAGACCCCAAAACUUUUGACUUUAAGCCCCUUCCCUCAGAUUCAUUCUCUUGCGUUCCCGUUUUUCAAAUUUCGAAAAUUAGUUUUUUGCUUUUUUUCGUCGUUUUGGGAUUGAAUUCUGCGAGUAUGGAGGGGCAAUAUCCCACAAUUUUUGAUUUUAAGCGCUUUCCUUGGAAUUUAAAUUCAGAAACUCAGAAAUUCGCAAAUUCAUAGAUUCGUAGAUUCAUAAGUUCAGAAAUUCCUAAAUUCAGAAACUCAGAAAUUCAGAAACUCAUAAAUUCGUAAAUUCGUAAAUUCAUAAAUUCAUAAAUUCGUAAAUUCGUAAAUUCAUAAAUUCAUAAACUCAUAUGUUCCCUAAUGGAUAAAUUCAUAAAUUCCUAAGUUCCUAUGUUCCUAUGUUCCUAUGUUCCUAAGUUCCUAAGUUCGGUUCAUAAGUUCAUGGGUUUGGGGUUUGGAAGUGGGAGAGUGAGAGUUUGGCGGGGUUGUUGUAGAAUUUUUUUUUAGCUCUUUAAUAUUGAUAGCACAGGAAGAUAUUAGCAUAAGCAUGUGGUCUCAUCAUGAACAUGAAUUACUUAUAUGACUGUGUUCCGGGCGAUCUUCAUUAUUAUUUCAUUUUUAUCGUUAAUAUACCGCUUGACGAUAUCCACCUUCGUCUUUGUCCAUUCGUCAUGCUCACGGUACUGCUUAUGUCAUUCCUCUCUAGUAGUACUCGCUUCACAUCACCUUCGAAGACUGACACAUCAAGGGUAAUCUUCUAACCCAAAUGCGUCUUGACCCACGGCGUUAUCGAACAGUUGCAUGCCCAGAGGGAGCAAGAAGCUAUUUUACUGCAGAAGUG